UUUGUACUAAGCCCGACGGCCUGAGCGAGAACAGGAAGUGCUGGUCCUACAAGCUCAGUUAGCCAGCUAGUUUUAGUCAGGUAGGUUAGCUUGGCGUUGAACUCGCUAGUAACAAUGGGGCUGUUCGGUAGAACAUCAGAGAAACCACCCAAGGAGCUGGUCGUUGAGUGGCAAAGAAAAAUCAGGACGGAAAUGAGAGUGAUUGACAGACAGAUCCGAGAUAUUAAAAGGGAAGAAGAAAAAGUGAAAAGAUCCAUAAAAGAUGCAGCCAAGAGGGGCCAGAAGGAUGUGUGUGUGGUCCUCGCAAAGGAGAUGAUUCAGUCAAAACGAGCUGUGACAAAACUGUACGCCUCCAAAGCCCAAAUGAACUCUGUGGUCCUCAGCAUGAAGAAUCAGCUUGCUCUACUACGUGUAGCUGGGUCCCUGCAGAAGAGCACGGAGGUGAUGAAAGCGAUGCAGAGCCUUAUUAAAAUCCCAGAGAUCCAGGCCACCAUGAGGGACCUAUCGAAGGAGAUGAUGAAGGCUGGCAUUAUUGAGGAAAUGCUGGAAGACACAUUUGAGAGCAUGGAAGAUGAAGAGGAGAUGGAGGAAGCAGCAGAGGAGGAAGUUGACAAGAUCCUCUUUGAGAUCACAGCAGGUGCUCUUGGCAAAGCUCCAAGCAAAGUCACAGAUGCCCUGCCGGAAAUCAGCCCCGCUGCAGCCGCUGCUGUUUCAGAUGAAGAGUCAGAGGAGGACAUAGAAGCGAUGCAGUCAAGAUUGGAAGCUCUGAGGAGCUAAGGUGAACUGCCAGUGAUCUGUCAGAGUCAGUCUGCUCACUCCAAAAAGGACAGAGACAAUUCUGGUGCUGGGUUUACAGUGCUGAGCAUCCUCUCCGCUUCAUAUAAUAAUUAUUAUUUCACAUAAUCGUUUGGGGUUAACUUUGUGCAAUGACAGUUCAUGUCUUUUAUUUUUUUUUAUAGAACAUUUGAUUUACUCAGCCAGAAGAAAAAGUGUUACUGCUUUUUGUCUUCAUUAUCAGGGGUAACCCUCGGUAAGUCUUUAUUAUCCAAAGUCAAACAGAAGGUUUAAGAACGUGUAUAUAAUGUAAGUAUGAAAAGCCUGCUGUGCCUACAGUGCUUCACCAUAUUCUUCUGUCCUAAGUUAUGGACAAGGGGUGGAAGUACUUGGGUAUUUAUGAUCCAAACAAGCGAUUAAAUAACCACCCUGCACUUAAAUCACAACUUAGAUCACUAUUCAGCAGUUGCUCUAAUCUGUUAUUCAGCUGUGUUGUUUACUGGUAACUAGCCGACAUUAUCUGGAACACUAGAGAUGGUGGGUGGUUUGCUUCUUUUUGAUAGUUAAUUUUCUGUACAGUCCAAAUGUAACUAUUCUAUAUGUGGUCAUACAUGUUAAAUACACUCAUCAGAAAAAUACACGCAUACUACCCUAACCCAUUUUUUGCAUUAACAUUCAGCUCAUUAAGUGUUUGACUUUGUAACCUGAUUGAGUUCCUUCUCAGGAGGACAAUGCAGAGGAAAUGGAAAGGCUGGUUAGUGCAGAACCUAUGUAUUGUGGAAGUAUUGUGUGUAUAAUUUUUCUAUGUGAAUGGGGAAAAAAUAUGGAAAUAAACUUUGAAGAACGAAGGCAGCCAAUAA
This is a messenger RNA of Epinephelus fuscoguttatus (brown-marbled grouper), 1634 nucleotides long. RefSeq names its product charged multivesicular body protein 3 (gene chmp3). Gene Ontology annotation, cellular component: multivesicular body; ESCRT III complex. The record is from RefSeq and is a predicted model, not a curated record. NCBI's taxonomy places the organism in Eukaryota, Metazoa, Chordata, Actinopteri, Perciformes, Serranidae. Bases 115 to 777 code for a protein of 220 amino acids. Gene Ontology annotation, biological process: protein transport; endosome transport via multivesicular body sorting pathway; late endosome to vacuole transport. The transcript has 6 exons.